Messenger RNA from Pneumocystis murina B123, 1068 nucleotides. Its product is annotated as dihydroorotase, homodimeric type. The transcript has 3 exons. The record is from RefSeq and is a predicted model, not a curated record. Gene Ontology annotation, molecular function: dihydroorotase activity. Bases 244 to 1068 code for a protein of 274 amino acids. Lineage: Eukaryota; Fungi; Ascomycota; Pneumocystomycetes; Pneumocystales; Pneumocystaceae. Gene Ontology annotation, cellular component: cytoplasm. Gene Ontology annotation, biological process: 'de novo' pyrimidine nucleobase biosynthetic process; pyrimidine nucleotide biosynthetic process.
UAGAAUUAUUGUCUGCUGCAGACUUUCAUACCCACUUAAGAUCAAAUAAAAUGAUGGAAUAUGUCGUCCCAUUCAUUCGUCUUGGAGGCUGUUCAAUUGUAUAUGUUAUGGUUAUUUUUUUUUGAAAAAAAUAAAUAAGCUGAUAAGAAAAAGCCUAAUUUAAUUCCUCCUAUUACAUCAAUUGAGUCGUGCUUAGAAUAUAAGCGUAAACUUGAGGAAUUAGACUCGGACACAACAUUUCUUAUGAGUUUAUAUUUAUGUCAAGAAAUUACACCGUCAAUGAUUGAAGAAGCUAAAGCAGCAGGAAUUGUAGGAAUAAAGAUGUACCCUAAGGGUGUGACGACGCAUUCGGAAUUUGGGGUUGAAGAUUAUGAAUCAUAUUAUCCAAUAUUUUCAGCUAUGGAGAAACAUGGACUUGUUUUGAAUAUUCAUGGGGAAAUUUCAAGCUCGAUGAGCGAAGAUGUUACGGUUUUAACAGCAGAACAAGCGUUUUUGCCAAUACUUUAUAAAUUACAUGAAUUAUUUCCGAAAUUAAAAAUUGUACUUGAGCACUGUACAACAAAAGAAGCUAUAGAGGCGAUUGAAAAAUGUGGAGAUAAUGUUUCGGGAACAAUUACAGCUCAUCAUCUUUUUUUAACAGUUGAUGAUUGGGCAGGUGAUCCGUAUGCAUAUUGUAAACCUGUCGCAAAAUUGCCAUCAGAUAGAAAAGCUCUUUUAAAUGCUGCUACAAGUGGUAAUAAAAAAUUUUUUCUUGGAAGCGAUUCAGCACCACAUCCACGAACACUUAAAAUAGGUACAAAAAAAAUUGCAGCUGGUAUAUUCACUCAACCAUAUCUUAUAAGCUAUCUUGCAGAAGCCUUUGAUAGGGUAGGGAAAUUGGAUAAACUCGAAAAUUUUGCAUGUAUUUUUGGAAGAGAAUUUUAUAAUGUUAAAGAUAUUGGUAUAGAUAAAAAAAUUAUAUUAACAAGAAAACCAUUACAAAUCGCUUCUGAACUUGGCUCGGAAGAUGCCAUUUUAGUACCAUUUUUGGGAGGAAGUGUAUUAAAUUGGACUAUAACAUGGAAAUAA